Molecule: messenger RNA, 4634 nt
Organism: Scatophagus argus
Lineage: Eukaryota; Metazoa; Chordata; Actinopteri; Scatophagidae
Product: SH3 domain and tetratricopeptide repeat-containing protein 1
Exons: 18
Coding region: 129-4037 (1302 amino acids)
Molecular function (GO): protein binding
Source: RefSeq, a predicted model, not a curated record
AUUUUGAAAAAACACACCAGGAUCUUACCGUGGUCAGCUUGACACUCCUGACUCAAGUAGUGUGGGAGAAAAGUUUCCUGCUUUGGCUGAUCACCGGAGAACGGAGAUACUGUGCGGUUGUAUUAGACAUGUCAACCAGGUCGGACCGAGACACCAAUGGCCACGGGUACCAGGACAAGAUCUCUGCAGACGGCCAGCAGCCCCGGGAGGUGGCGGAGAAGUCAAACCGACACAGCAGAAUGGCUCUGCCUAUGCUAUUGGAUGUGGUCAGGGGUCCUGAGCGUCUUCCUGCAGACGAGAAGUCACAGGAAAUGCUGAGAGGGAAACUGCGUGUUCUGCAAGCUGACAGCACCGAGGUCAAUGCUCUAUUCAAGGAGUUGUCCACUCAUCUCAUCUCCAUCAACAGUGAAGAAAAAGCUAUUUUUGUUACAUUCAAAACAUUUGAGGAAAUAUGGAAGUUCACCACAUAUUACCUGAUAGGUUUCUUGGGUCGGUGUAUGGAGAAUCUGUUGUUUGACCAGAAGUUUUGGCUCAGUUCUUUGGAAGAGGACAUAGCUAUUGAUGUUUCCAUUCAGGAGGACACUCUCAAUUUUAUCUACAAAGACAUCCUCAUGCAGGAAGGCUCAUUAUUUGCUAGUUGUAGUAUCAACCAGAUGUUUGACAGCUCCACCUCUGGAGGUGACCUCUACCUGGAGCAGGGAGACAUAGCCCAGUUUGAGCCUCCCUUCCUGGGCUCAGGGUGGACUGUCCUCUGCCUGGCUGAUGGAUCCCGUGGCACUGCACCCAAGCCUGCUCUUGAGCCAGUCAUCCCUUUUCAUCAAUGGUUUCUCAAAUCUGGUGCAGAGAGCAUUUUAGUUGGUGAUGGGAAACCUGCCUGUGACUUCCCUGUGCAGUUUGCCAGAGGAACCUGUGUGGCCACAGUGGAGUAUGAUGCUGAGGGCCCGGAUGAGCUAAGCAUGGCACCUGCUGAUCGCAUCAUCAUUGUGGGACUUCUGGUGUCUUGUUUUGAUUGGUUCACAGGGAGGAAGGAGUCAACAGGAGAAGUAGGUCUGGUAAAGACAAGCCUGGUGAAACCAUCUGCUGACAUUUACAACUCAACAGAUAUUUUUUUGGAUGGAGACAACAGGACUUUCUUCAGUCAGCAAGAGGACAAAGUCAUAAAGGAAACGAUUGCCUUGUUGAAGAAGAAAUCUUACAAUGAUACUGGUGAUAACUACAAAUUGGAUGUGAUUAAUUACCAGUACAUUGACAAGAAAACAUCAUUCAGCUCGUCAAGCGAAGUUGAUAUUCAGCAGUCUGAACUGAAAAGACAUAUUCAGAGGAUUCUUGAUCAGAGAGAUCAUUCAGAUCCCAUUGUGACUAUGAACAGGACCCCAGAGGAUUUGGUCCUGGCUAUAGAGGCAAAGAACCCAACCCCUCCCUGUUUCACAGUCCACCCAGUUGUAGAAGGAAACAACAGCACUGAGAAGUUCAUCCCCCUCUUUUCUUUUUUGAAGGAACAAGACUAUAAAGUAGAGUUUGGCGCCCUGUACCGACUGAGUUCUGAACUCCUUGUCUCCUCAGCCUUCACUGGUCACUCUGAUGAGGAUGAGCUGAUUGCUUUCCUGGGUGUUGCUAGGGAAACAGCCAGGAAAAAGCAACUCUUUUGGUCACAGACUCGUUUGUGCUUCCUGUUGGGUAAGCUCUGUGCUGGAAGGUCAAAAUUCAGCCAGGCCCGGGUUUAUUUUGAGGAAGCCCUCAGCGUGCCACGAGAAGGCUUCACCGACCUCAGGUUGUUGGCCAGCAUCUACUCCAACCUGGCUGCCAUUUAUCUUUUGCAGAAAAAUAUAGAAAAUUUCUUUGCUCUGACAGAGCGACUUGUUGCUUUGCUACUAGGAAUCCCAGAUUGCCUGGAAAUCUUAGAGGACAACUCUGCUCUCAAAUACAUCCUCAGGAAAGCUGUUCUCUGUCACAACAAAAUGGCAGAGGCCUGGGCUUGUCACCUAUUGGCGAAGCACCACUGGAUUCAUGCUGAAGGGGCUCAGGUUGUUCCUUAUCUUGAGAGACUACUUGUUCUGUCUGCUGAAGCUCAAAUACCAUGGAGCUUCUCUCCCAGUCAUGGAUACUUGACCCUGGCAAAACUCUACAGCGAACUCCAGCUUCCCCACCUCAGUGUCAGUUCAGCAAGGAGAGCUUCUCUGCAGCCCUCUGCUACCCUGACUGACUGCCUUAGCAGUAUGGUUCUAGUUUGGGACAGUGUCAACAAACUGGAUGGGAUCACAGAACAAGAAGCCUCCAUCCCAUCUCAAGUGGCUUUAUAUUUACACCAAGCCCUCUCUUCUAUCAGAGUCCGUGGAGAAGAAUUUGACCAAUACCAUAUUUUGAGUCAUCAUCUCACUGUUUGUCUCUGCCAACUGUUUUACAAGCACAGAAUGGUUGAACACGCAAUCCGCCAUAUGCUUACUCUCAUCAACAAUCCGCCUUCACAGCACCUAUCCGUUUCUGUCGCAGAGAGAAACAGUGCCUUAAUCUGGCUGGCAUGGCUUCACAUUGAUAACAAUCAACCAGAUGUUGCUUUGGAUAUUCUGGACUCCGUGUUAGCUUCCAUGCCAGAGCACUGCACUACUCCUCAGGAAGGUGUGGUCCUCAAUAUGCGUGGUGUGGCACUUCGAUGCAUGGGCGACCUCCGGAGGGCAGCGGAGAGCUACCAGUCUGCUGUUGACAUUUGCCAAGAGUACGAGGACAUGCCAAACUGGGCUGUAGCUCAGGCUAACCAAGGGCUGCUAUGUCUGAAAGCUGGAGCUAAUGGACUAGCACAGGGACACCUGACCGAGGCUGUGCAGCUCUUCUCUGAGCUGGAUGAAGAAGGUCACGAGGAGAACUUUAUCACAGUGCUGCUGGAGCUGGGACAGCACUAUGUGAAGCAGCACCAGUUGGAAUACGGGAAAGGAUGCUAUGAAUGGGCUCUGCUGCUGUCUAUAAAUGCCAACCUGAUAGAUUGUCAGCUCACUGCAACCAGACACCUGUGCAAUCUGUAUGGGUGUGAGUGUCCAGAUCAGGCCCAGUGUAUCAUCUACAGCCAGCAUCAGGUCCAGCUGCUGAGACACACAGGAGACAAAAGACAGGAGGGAGAUGCAAUGGAAGCCAUCAGCCAGCUCUACCUUACUCUACGCACAGAAAGGGCAUACCGGGCAGCUCUCGACUACACCAAGAGCAGUUUGGGUAUUUUCAUCGAUCUGGGCUGCAAGGAGAAAGAGGCAUAUGGCUGGCUGCAUGCGGGGAAGAUCUACCACCUGCUAGGCCAGACUGAACUGGUGGACCUUUAUGUUCAGGUAGCUCAGGACAUCGCUCUGAGUACAGGAGAUACCAUGUUCACCCUGAAGCUUCUGGAAGCUGCAGGAGAUAUUUUCUUCAACAGCUGCCAGGACCAGCACAAGGCUGUCACCUUCUACAAGGACCGUGCACUGCCUAUUGCAGGGAAGAGCAGCAGUGUUCAUACCAAGCUGAGGUUGUGUAAUAAACUGACUGAACUGAUGCUCAGUCUCAAGUUGUAUGGGGAAGCUGUGGAGUUUGCUCAGACUGCACUGGACAUCAGUAUCACUCUAGGUGAGCGUCUGAAUGAACGAGUGGCUUAUCACCGCCUGGCUUCUCUGUACCACUGUCUAGACCAGUAUGAACUGGCUGAACACUAUUACCUGAAGGCCCUGUCCCUCUGUCCAACACCUCUUGUGUUUGAUGAGGAAACACUGUACUAUGUCAGGGUGUACCAGACACUUGGGGACAUCAUAUUCUAUGACCUCAAGGACCCAUUUGAUGCUGCAGGCUACUACCACCUGGCUCUCGCUGCAGCCAUGGAUCUGGGCAACAAGAGGUCUCAGUUGCAUCUGUGUACCCGCCUCGCCACUAUCUACCACAAUUUCCUAGUAGACCGGGAGCUCUCUCUCUUCUUUUAUCAGAAGGCAAGAAGAUUUGCUGCAGAGCUGAAUGUGAGGAGGAUUAAUAUCUCACCGGAUCAGCAUUAUAGCAGCCCCUCACAGUCCAAGAUUGCCAGACAAUAGGAAAGACACUUUGGAAAAAAAAAAAAUGUGAAGUGGAAAAAAAACACUUGGCAGCUGAAUGAAUGUUCUUUUUUGGUAGAGUGAACUUGUUUCAUGAGGAGCCUUACAUUAAGACUGUAGCACAAAUUCAACUGACUCCAAAGCCCAUUUUAAAGAUUUCACUUGGACAGUGUCUAAUCACCUACUGCAUUAUUAAACUUUAAGUGUCAGAAAUCAAGAUUCAACUCUAUUGUUUGCUCAGGUCUCAAAGUGAAACCUUCUCGUAGUUGUAGGUUAUUGUUUUUUUUCUGGGGCACAUGUGGUAAGGUCGUGAUUUUUUUUUGUUUUGAUUUAUACUUAGCAUGUAUCACUAUAUGCACAUGUAUAAAAAGUACACAAAAUUGCUGUAUUAAUAUUACUUACCCAUCAUUAGAUCUAACUAAUGUAAAAAAAAGGAAUAAAGAAAAAGAAAUAAGGGGUAAAAAUGCAGAUUUUAAGGAGACAGGAGACAAUGCUGUUUUGUACUUCUACCUUUGACUAUCCAUUAGACAAAGCAACAGCUUGUGGAAAUACAUAAGACAAUUUGACUUAAUCAAUAAAAAUAUUUUCACAUUUAAA